Messenger RNA from Pleurotus ostreatus (oyster mushroom), 342 nucleotides. RefSeq lists its product as uncharacterized. Lineage: Eukaryota; Fungi; Basidiomycota; Agaricomycetes; Agaricales; Pleurotaceae. The coding region runs from base 1 to 342 and encodes 113 amino acids. The transcript is spliced from 3 exons. The record is from RefSeq and is a predicted model, not a curated record.
AUGCCUGCGUCCUCUCGCGCUUCUCAGCCCUCCUCCAGGGCGACGUCACCUGCCCCUUCUCAUUCGUCGAAUAAAUCUUCGCUUUCCGACCAGAUCAAGCAGAAGGUUUCGAGCGGGUUCAACAAAGUCAAGAAAGUCACUAAGGCCCUUACUCGGCCUCUCAAGAAGAAGUCUCCCUCCGUCCAUACUCGAUCUUCCGCGGCGCCGUCCCAGCCCAUCGAGAUACCCAGUGACGACGACGACAGCAAUCAACCAAAGUCAAAGAAACAAACAAAAGUUCAGGUAUCACAAGAGCAGAAGCAGAAGGAUCAGGCUCAGCUUGACCGUGCUCGCAAAAGCUGA